Molecule: messenger RNA, 4575 nt
Organism: Aspergillus ruber CBS 135680
Lineage: Eukaryota; Fungi; Ascomycota; Eurotiomycetes; Eurotiales; Aspergillaceae
Exons: 8
Coding region: 1-4575 (1524 amino acids)
Biological process (GO): mRNA processing
Cellular component (GO): exon-exon junction complex
Molecular function (GO): mRNA binding; zinc ion binding
Source: RefSeq, a predicted model, not a curated record
AUGGCUCCUCAUCGACGCAACAUCGGCGCCAUCCGGCGAAGGAGAAGGGACGACGAAGGCGAAGAGGAAGGCUCCGUUGAUGGUGGAAUAGAUGAUGACUCGCUGAGUGAAGGCUCGGACGUGAGUCACCAGGAUGAUGAUGCCGACGCUGAGGCUAGUGACGGGAGCGAUGACGAGGCAUCUACGGCUACUCCGCAGGGAGAUCAAGUCAACGAUAUCCAAGUCAACGGUUCAGGCACAAAAUCGGGCCAGCGCUCAGGUCGUCGAAAUGCUACAUCUCCGGGGAAGCAAGGGAAUUACCCGACGGUAUCGGACACAGAGGCGAUGUUGAACGGGCUACAGCUUUCCGGAGACUCUAGCCAGGUUGCGGAGGUCCAUUUCGAUCAUAUGAAAGAGCAGCCAGGUCAGCAGGAGGGUGGGACAUCAUCCGGGCCACCAACUGAGCCCAAGCGGGAGACAUUUGCAGAGAAGAAGCGUCGUGAGAACGAGCGAUAUGUCAAAGAACGUGACAAGAACCCGGCCUUUGUGCCUACGCGGGGUAGCUUCUUCCUUCACGAUAAGCGGUCCACGGAGCCGGGGACGAACGGCAGCAGGCCGCCCAACAAGUCCAAGUCGAGGCCGUACGGUCUCAUUGUAGACGGUAACGUACAAAAAAGCCAAACCAAAUCAGACGCCAGUGAAGGGCCUUGGACACAUGAUCUUCACGAUAUAGUUGCGGGAGACGAUCCACCUGCCUCCAAUCUUGCCUCCACUACACCAAACACAACCUCUAGUCCUGCCAACUACCCCGUUCCUACUGCUCCUCGAUCCUUGCCUCCGAACAGGUCGUUCUCUAGUACUGUCCUAAUUGGAAAUGUGCCUGUUGUGGUGUUCCUCCCUGGGAUGACCCGACCAACCCAAGCUCAUCCCGUUCCAAAGAAGCAACAUACACGUCUGCCUCAACAUCGCCCACCGCUCAGGCGAGACAAGCCUGUCCGGAUUUCUCUUCCUGGUCAAAAUCCCCGAUAUAUCUUCCCAUCGACUGAAAGGUCUUUCAUCUUCAUCCCACGAGCGUUGCGGCCCAACCAACAAGCUUUCCGCGGUAGAGGUCGGGGUGGUUUCUUUGGUGGACGCCGUUCAAGUAUCUACGCCAACUCAGCCUACAGCCCGAGUGUUGCUCUGAGCCGGAGGUCUUCAUUGGGAAGGGCACCCGAGGGAUACCACUCGCCAGCCGCCUCGGUACUAUCGAGAGCGACUAUGAUCACUACAGAUAACGGCAAGCCUGUUGUCCGUCUACCACCACCCCGCCCCCCAGGAGGCUUUCCGCCCGCUACCUCUGGCCCCGGCGCCAUUCCCCCCACUGUUCCGCUUUCUAUGCCUCCACAGCCUCAGCAUCACAUUUACCGCGAGAGUCAUUCGGACCCUAUUCCCAUGCACCAACCUCGACCUCAAAAGACUGUCUCUGUAGCUGACAUUGAAACUCCCGAGACCUAUACCUUCAAUCCUCCACAACCGCAGCAGGAACAGCCGUUCCACCAUCAGGUUCCAAUGCCUGUCAACGGUGUUGCGUAUCCGCCCGAUGCUCCUCCACCCACCCACACACCUUUCUCGCAUAUUCCCGAACGGGCCAUCCAUGCCCAACCGUUCCAGCCAUACGACUACUCCCAACCGCAACCAUUCUACCCUCCAGGUUAUGGCCCGCAAGGCGUAUACUAUCCCGUCCCAGGGGCCGAAUACCCACCGUAUAGUACUGCUAUGGGACCUGGAGCGCCUGCCGCACCAUACCCGCCGCCUGGUCAACAGGUGCCGUAUAUGAUGUCCGCGCCACUCUCAUCGACGACCGAGCAGCCGACGUCGCAAACACAAACCGUCGCCCACGAAGCUGAUGGCAUGGUAUACUAUUACGAUGCAUCACAGAUGUACCCCAACCAGAACCCGAAUCCUAACCCAUACGCUGUGUCUGCACCUCCUGGACCCGGAGGAGUCGUGGGAAUGGGUGGCAUGAUGACACCCCCGGGCACUGGAUAUUAUUACCCUCAACCGCCGUCCUCUGUUGGCCAUGAUACUUUAAUCACCGUCAAGGUGCACUACGAUGGCACUACCCGCCGUUUGAAGAUGCCGUUCAAGGACAUGAAGGCCGAGGUCUUUCCCCAGAAGCUCCUUCAACUCCUCAAUGUCCCGUCGGGCGCUGAUGUCAUUAUCGAGCGAUACUCCGAUAGCGCAGCAUCCUUUGUCCAGCUUGACAGUGAGAAUGCAGCCGUCUACAAGCAACUGAGUCGUGCCGCUAGAGCAAAGCUCAGGUUGGUCAUCGGUGUCACGACGAUUAACAACAAUCCCCUGCCGUCUCCCGUGUCACAGGAGAGUUCUGAUAGCUCUACGGAGCAGGAGAGCCCAGCAAGGAAUGACUACCUGGACACGGUCCUGAGUCAUCCAUUGCCGGAAGUUCCAAGCGAAGAGAGCCCCAAUGCUACUCCGACGGGCGACGAUACUGCUAAGAGCACUAGCAACCUGCCGGUGGAGUUGUCAACUACAGAUACUGUUGCUGCUCCGCAACCACGAUACCGGGAGUUUGAAAACAACAACGAUUCUCCAGCUGUUGCACAUCAAUCGUCCGCAGGAUCGUUUUGCAUCGAUUGCAACAACUGUGGUCAAACCGUUCCUAAUGAACACUACCACUGCAGCAUCUGCGACGACGGGGACUACGACUUGUGCUUGCAGUGUGUCGCCUCGGGCAUCUCUUGCCCAGCCGAAGAUCAUUGGUUGAUCAAGCGUUCUGUCAAGGGGGGAACCGUGACCAAUAGUAUCACUGAGAAGAUCGCUCCUCAGAACAGCAAGCCUAUGGAGGAAGUGAAACCCUUUGAGGUCGCUCCCGUGGUCGCUCCCGAGUCCAUUGCUGAGCGGUCGUCUUCGGUGACACUUCUGCCUGUCCCGGAUGCUUCCACCCCUGCAAUUGCACCUGUUGCUACACCCGCGCCCCCUCCGGUUCCUGCCUCUGUGCAAUGUGAUGAGCGCAUCUGCAAUGCUUGUCUCAAAGAAUACGAAGAGACCAAGAUGGUCACCUGCGUUGACUGCAAGGACUAUGACCUUUGCGUCAACUGUCUUCUUGAAAAUGCCCAUGGGCAUCACCCUGGACAUAGUUUCUCUCUUGUCCAGGACCGUCAGUUUACAUUGAGGAGCUCGGUAAUGUCUCGCUGUCGCCCUGGGCGUAACCAAUAUCAUGCAGCGGUAUGCGAUGGCUGCGAUAAGCAAAUCACGGGUGUACGCCACAAGUGCUUGGGCUGUCCCGACUGGGAUUACUGCUCGGAUUGCGCUCCGACUGCAUUUCUCACCCAUCCCGGCCAUCGAUUUGCUCCGAUCUAUGGCGCCCUCUCUGAGCCCCUUCUUUCUGUAGAAGUACACUCCGGCAUUUUCUGCGAUGGCCCUCUUUGCAAAAAGCAGGUUUCCACUUGCAUCGUUGGGCCUCGGUACAAGUGUACUGUGUGCCAUGACACAGACUUCUGCGCUAAAUGCGAGGCCCUACCAACCAAUACACACAACCACACUCAUCCCCUGAUCAAAUUCAAGACGCCUGUUCGCCAUGUGAGUGUUAGCACUGUUGAUGAAGACAUUCUGAACGGCCAGGGCAGCAUUCUCGGUGACCGUAUCGUUCAGAAGUCUGUCUCUACGCAAGCCAACGCCCCGUCCCAACAUGAGAUUAUCCCCACAGAGGAAUCCGAGGAGAAGGCAGAGUUGGGUGUUGUCAAAGAAGCUCCAGCUCCCGUAAGGGAACAGGUCACGACUCCUACAAUCGACGCCACUUCUGGCUACCAGGCCUUUUUUAUUAAUGAUGUUGUUGCCGAUGGCACGGUCAUGGCCCCCAACAAGACCUUCCGACAGACGUGGAAGCUCUACAACCCUGGUCCUCUUGCAUGGCCCGCGGGUACUGAUGUGCGUUUUGUUGGUGGAGACUCUAUGAUUAAUGUGGAUACGCUGCACCCCUCCAGCCUACGUUCAGUCGCGUCUGCCAUGGAGAGCAACAAGCUCACUGCUCCGCUGGAACCCAGGCAGACCGCUGACUUUACGAUGCUUCUCCGGAGCCCCAGCCGGGAAGGAUCUGCCAUGUCGUACUGGCGUCUGAAGCUGCCUAACGGUACGCCGUUUGGUCAUCGCCUGUGGUGUGACAUUCGGGUUCAAGCCGGCGCCUCUGAGCCAGAGUCGGAGCCGAAGCCUGAAGAAGCCUUGCUGGAUAAUGAGAAACAGUCCGAGGAGCCCACGGUCAAGGAGGAGUGCACGACUGAAGAAACUGAGCAGACAGAAUCUCGGAUGAUCUUCCCUACUUUGGACAAAGAGUCGCCCAGUAUCCACGAGGAGACGGCUGCUCCUCGUGCUGUGCCAUCAAUUGCCCCGUCAACUGCCCCGUCGGAGUCGAACCAGACCAAUGAACUGGACUAUCUCACCGUCACCGACACCAUGAGCAUGAAUGACGAUGACGAUGUUGAUGGCUUCCUGACAGAUGAGGAGUACGAUGUGUUGGAUGCCAGCGACCAGGAAUACCUUGAAGCCAAGCAGUCGAAGGAAUCCUACCGGGAAUAUCUAACGGGAAUUUGCAAUGGGUAA